AUGAUCGGAGUAACCGCUGCCCAGCGGUUCUCUACCAAGGGUUGGAGUAACCGCUGCCCUAGAAAACGGCUUCGGAACAAUCUGUCCGCAGAAAACGGCUUCGGAGGAGGAGCGGAAUCGCCGAAUUGGAAAUCGGAGAUAAGCUUACGGCGAGAGGAGAAAACUGCUUCAGAGGAGGAGGAGAAUCGACGGAUCGGAGAUCAGAGAUGA
Linum trigynum is the source of this 210-nucleotide messenger RNA. The record is from the annotation of a GenBank genome assembly. NCBI's taxonomy places the organism in Eukaryota, Viridiplantae, Streptophyta, Magnoliopsida, Malpighiales, Linaceae.